GAAAGGAUAGAUAAAUGGCAGUUUUGAUAAUCCCAGAAAUAAUAAGGGUUCAACGGGUAAAAGAGAGACUGUUGUGCACCAAAACCUGAAAAACCCAAGACAGUAUUUGGUUGGGACUGAUCUGACCGGAUUGGUUCGAUACUCUCCCAGUUCCAAACUCACAGGAGCUGUGUAGAUUGCAAUUCAGAGCAACAAGAGCAGCAAGCAAAAGUUUUCUAGCCCAAAACGAAUCUUGAAAAUGGCAGAAGCUGCACAAAACCCAGCAGUAGUUCCGCAACAGAAAAUCGUUAUACCCAACAAACAUGGCGAAAAGCUUGUCGGCAUAUUACAUGAAACCGGUUCUGCGGAGAUUGUAAUCUUAUGCCAUGGUUUUCGAGCCUCCAAGGAAGAAACAACUAUGGUGAACCUUGCUGUUGCAUUGGAAAAGGAAGGAAUUAGUUCCUUCCGUUUCGACUUUGCUGGAAAUGGAGAGAGUGAAGGCACCUUUCUGUAUGGCAACUAUCGGAGAGAGGCCGAGGACUUGCAUGCUGUGGUCCAACACUUCUCUAGGGCAAACCGGCCACCAACUGCAAUUCUUGGGCACAGUAAAGGAGCUGGUGUGGUGCUGCUGUAUGCUUCUAAGUAUCAUGAAAUUCGUACGGUUGUCAAUCUUUCUGGACGUUAUGAUCUGAAGAAAGGCAUUGCACAACAAUUUGGGAAAGACUUCAUGGAAAUAAUCAAGAAGGAAGGAUUCAUUGAUGUUAAAACUAAGACAGGAAGUGUGAUUUACCGUGUGACCAAGGAAGGUCUGAUGGAUCGCCUAAGUACUGAUAUGCACGAAUCAUGCCUUCAUAUUGACAAAGAAUGCCGGGUGUUGACAGUCCAUGGUUCUGCUGAUGAGGCCAUCCCUGUUGAAGAUGCAUUCGAGUUUUCAAAGAUAAUACCAAACCACAAAUUACAUGUUAUCGAAGGAGCUAACCAUUGCUACACCUCACAUCAAGCUGAGUUAGCGACAGUCGUUUUGGACUUCAUAAAAGCAGCUCUGCAGCAGGACAAGGUUAAUUAGCAUAUCAUGCUUAUGCACUAAUAAGAGAAUCCUCAUCUUACCGUGGUGAUUCUGAGAUAAUAUUUUAUUGGUUUAACCUUUGCCAAAUGUGUGACGGUUUCUAUUUGUUGUAAACCAUUGCUAUGAUCUGUUGCAUGAAAUAGUGAAGAAGUUCAUGAUUCA
Pyrus x bretschneideri (Chinese white pear) is the source of this 1207-nucleotide messenger RNA. RefSeq lists its product as uncharacterized. The record is from RefSeq and is a predicted model, not a curated record. NCBI's taxonomy places the organism in Eukaryota, Viridiplantae, Streptophyta, Magnoliopsida, Rosales, Rosaceae. The transcript is spliced from 8 exons. The coding region runs from base 239 to 1045 and encodes 268 amino acids. Gene Ontology annotation, cellular component: cytosol.